CUCGAUUGUCUCCUCUCUCACCCUCCUUCUCGAUUCUUCCACUUGUAUCAAAUAUCCAGUCAAGGGUCUCCGACUCCCAUCUGAGCUUGCAUUGCUCAGCUCUCCUCUAUAAUCUCCGCAAGCAUCCCGUUCUUUCGGAUUGAGAUCUUUCUCAGUUAGACGGGAAGACGACCCACCAGGGAAAGGAGGCCGUCCUCCAUACCAGCUAGUCGUGAGGCUGUCUCCUCCAUGGAGCGAGAGCUAGCAUACCACUGCUGUUCGAACUCUCCUCCUAUCUCCUCUUCCAUCACCACGAGUCCUACCACCGCCUUCUCUGUUUCCGGACGUCAACGCUCUUUCACCACCCGUCAUGGCCGACUCCGACUCCCCCCGCGGGGUGUCGGACGAACUCGACCACAGCGAUCCGUCUUUGGCAGAACUCCACCCCCGCACGCUUCCCGAUGAUUUGCCCAAAUCCUUAGACGACCGUCGUUCGAUGCCUGUUCUGCAACCCGAGACGGAGAUGUACGAUGCCUGGCAAGGCCAGUCACAAUUUCUCACCACCCCCGUGGCCGCCAAACCCUUGAGCUUCAGCCUCACGCUCGACGAUCACACGCAUGACGAGGAGCACGCCCUCCAAGCGCAGUAUGGACGCGGUCUUGCUGCAGCCGCCAUCGAUGACGACAACGAAUCUACAAUCACGGCUCGUCUGGAGGACAGCGACGCUCGGUUGAUGGAGAUGCUUGCUGCGCAAGCGGCCCAUCGGGAAGUGGAUUCGCUCGGUGCGGACGAAGAUGCCAUCGCCUCCGAUGAAAAGCUGACUGAAGCGGAGAAGCGGGAUAUCUUACAGCGGAGCUUGAAUAUGGCGGCGAGCAAUGGCGACGUGGAUCGUGUUCGCAAGCUGGUCCAGGGACAAGCGAAAGAAUACGUGGAUGUCAACAUGCCGGAUGAAGAGGGCACGGUGCCCCUGAUUUACGCGAGCUGUUUUGGACAUCAGGAUGUCGUGUCGGCUCUGCUCGAUGCGGGGGCCCUUGUCGAUCAGCAAGACCGGAAUCAGUGGAGUGCCUUGAUGUGGGCGAUGACCAACCGACAUAAGACCAUUGCGAAAAUCCUCCUCGACCACGGCGCGUCUCCGGACAUCAAGUCCUCCUCCGGCGGCACGGCUUUCGACUUUGCUCAACCUGGCAGCGAGAUUUCGGAGUACCUACAUGAAAAUGGGUAUCAUUUUGGACCGAGCGCCAUCGAGGACGACUUCUACGAUUCUGGAUUUGGACAUGGCCGCUUUGAAGAGGAGAUUGCAGAGAACGAGAUGAAGCGGCGUAUGAUGAUGGAAGAGAGUGCGAUCAAUCUCGAGGUAGACUUGUCGAGUCUGGGCCUGGACGAGAAAUUUGACUCGCAAGAUGAGGAUCUGGAAGAGGAGCAGCAAGAGUUUGUCUGGGACCGGUGCCUGAACGACCAGAUGUUCGUCUUCCAAGACAAUGAGCUCGAGAAGAUACUGAAUAUCAUUAUCACGAAUAUGACACCCCAAAGAUCUCCCUCCCAGAAGCCGGUACCCGCCAACCUUUUGUUCCUCAGCGCUCGUUACGCCCAUUAUCAUGCCAGCUCCGAACUGCUGGCCACGCUCCUAGUCUCCGCGACGGAUAAAAUCAACGACGUCGUAGAGCGUCAUCAAUGGGACAUGACAAUUCUUGCCUUUUGGAUGUCGAAUGCUACUCUGUUACUCCAUUAUCUGAAGAAGGAUGCUGGUUUGGUAGAAGCAACGGUGGAGUUCCAGCUUCAUCUGGCCGAGUUGAUUAACGAGAUCUUCAUUCUAAUCAUCCGCGAUGCUGAGCGUCGCAUGAACAAGGUUCUCGACUCGGCCAUGCUUGAUCACGAGACGAUCCCCGGUCUGGAGGACGUGCACUUCCAGAACGAAUGGAAGCUAUUCCGGCCCAAGUCCAAGGCCAAAGCUCCCGAGCCGGUGGAGAAACGCUUCCGGCCACCAUCCCCGCGACGGCGCGCACAGGUAUCCCCGCGCAACAUCACCUCGCUUCUGUCAUCGACUCUCUUUGUCCUCGAUCUGUACGAUGUGCACUCGGUUAUCAUCACUCAGAUUAUCUCCCAGCUUCUGUACUGGGUGGGAGCGGAGAUCUUCAAUCGCAUCAUGACGACCAAACGGUACCUGGCGCGGACGAAAGCAAUGCAAAUUCGCAUGAACGUUUCGACGCUGGAAGAUUGGGCCCGGAACAACAACCGCCAACCGGAACACUACGAGAAUGGCUCGACGACUAGCACGGGCGAGAGCACCAUGGACGCUGCGCGCAAGCAUCUCGCCCCGGUGAUUCAGCUUCUCCAAUGGCUGCAAUGUUUCUCCUCCCUGGGCGAUGACUUUGAGUCGUUGGUGACGACCCUGCUUCAACUUCAGCAAUUGACACCGGCCCAGCUUCUGCAUGCGGUCAAGUCAUACCGACCGGAGGUUGGAGAGAAGGGCCUGACCAAGCAAGCGAUGAAGUUCCUCAUUGAGCUGCAGCGCGACCCGGAGCUACUCUAUCGGGAGCACGCUAAACUCCAGGCGGCUCAGCAGCAACGAGCUGCAGCGCAGGCAACCGUUCCCAGUGAUGGCGGACGUCCCCAGACGCCUCCCGGCACGACGGCCGGCGAUGCGACCGCCUCCCCAGACGCGUCGACGCGCGCCUCGGUGACUUCUCCGGGUUCCAGUAUGGCGUCUCCGCGACCAGCCCUGAUGGAGGAGCGGGCUGGCAGUCAUGGAGUGUUUCUCGAUCCCUCUUUGACCCUGCCAUUCUCCUUGCCCACCAGCACGGAUAUGCUGAUUAGCUAUGGGGCGGGAUGGGGGGGUACCAACCGCGAACGGGCGCGUAAAUACAUCCCGACAGUGCCCCCGGAAGUGCUCAGUCGCUUUGAUCGCGACGGGUGAGGAUCAAAGGAGACGAUGAGUAAGAGGCCGUCUAGCUGUGUAUCGGGAUACCCUAGGAUUGAUUACCUUACCUUCUUCGAGUAUAUACAUUUAUCUAGGAUAUUUUUCCCC
This is a messenger RNA of Aspergillus homomorphus CBS 101889, 3004 nucleotides long. Its product is annotated as DIL and Ankyrin domain protein. Bases 350 to 2893 code for a protein of 847 amino acids. NCBI's taxonomy places the organism in Eukaryota, Fungi, Ascomycota, Eurotiomycetes, Eurotiales, Aspergillaceae. The transcript is spliced from 4 exons. The record is from RefSeq and is a predicted model, not a curated record. Gene Ontology annotation, molecular function: GTPase binding.